Messenger RNA from Helianthus annuus (common sunflower), 899 nucleotides. RefSeq lists its product as uncharacterized. The coding region runs from base 222 to 575 and encodes 117 amino acids. The transcript has 4 exons. NCBI's taxonomy places the organism in Eukaryota, Viridiplantae, Streptophyta, Magnoliopsida, Asterales, Asteraceae. The record is from RefSeq and is a predicted model, not a curated record.
CAUACCAUUGUUGAAAAUAUAAAAAAAUAUUUACAUCCCUCACCAAAAAACAAUAAUAACAUAUCAAUCAAACAUUCCAGUAAAAGCAAGACCCCAAAAAGCAUCUAUGUGAAACUGUUGCCGCACACAAACAAUGUUCUUUGUUGUCUAAUCAAACAUUCUCGAUAUCAUCAAACUUAAUCUCGACCCCUUUUCCCAAAAGUUCAUUCAGACUUUACCCAAUGUCGUCCGAUAAACAACAGUCUAAACCGCCGCCGGUGAUCGGAAAGAUCGGCUAUUACACCGUGUUUGUCACACCUACUGCAAAACCCUCACCGGAACCGUCUCCGGUUCAGCCGCCGCCGGUUCACUACGACAAGACGGCGGCAUCGUACGGCUCAAAGUUUGGCUUCUUUUGGGAUGCCAUUGCCACACUUCAAAACGUGCAUUCAAGUCUGGAUGACUAUCUGGCGCAUUGGUUUGGGUUGAAUCAGUCUAAAUAUCAGUGGGCUUUGGAUGAUUAUUAUGAACACGAGAGCACGGAGAAGGUUGACACAGGAGCUAAAGAUAUGCCCCCCAAAGCACAAAGUGUAUAAACCUGUUUGUUCUGUAGGUUUUAUGCAAGUGUACCUUCAGGAACUUGUUGGGUACAUCUAUAUGUCGAAAGGUCAGAAAACGGGAGCUUUCAUUGGUUGUAUCAGAUUAAAUUUUCAUGUGUAGGGUAUACAUGAUAUGAUCUGAUCAUGAUUCUUUUAGUAUAGCAAGUAUGGGGCCAUGUGACCUUUUGCAUAGUUAUAAUGUAUCAUUAUCUUAGCAAUCACCAAAGAUAGCAUGAUGACUAUAUAUUUUCAUGUUCUAUCGGUACUUCAAUUUCCAGUUAAAAGUCCUACUUCUUGAAUGAAAGUUAUUUAGUUUUUUUU